Molecule: messenger RNA, 2479 nt
Organism: Clupea harengus (Atlantic herring)
Lineage: Eukaryota; Metazoa; Chordata; Actinopteri; Clupeiformes; Clupeidae
Molecular function (GO): oxidoreductase activity, acting on the CH-OH group of donors, NAD or NADP as acceptor; O-methyltransferase activity
Source: RefSeq, a predicted model, not a curated record
AGGAUGACGCGCAAAAUUCGCGUUAUUCAACCUAAAAUAUACAUUAUAUAACAUAUACUUCUAUAAAAGUUCUUUCAAAUUCAUUGAAACAGUUUGGUACUAAUGGGAUGAGAAGCACUAGUCUAAAACAUCUUGCUCAAGGUGAAUGAUUUUCACGUACCAUGCAAAAUGCAUUCAGAAUGUUUAACAUUGUUUAUUUACCAGCAGGAGGUCAUAUCAAAAUGCUGAGUGUGAGUCGAGUGUGAACUCCACACUUUACAAUUUGCUGGCAUUUGCUUGGGAAGGCUUUACGCAAAGUUGGCAGUCACGUGUGUUCAGCACACACGACCGUGGAAAGCAGAGGACCCACCAUCUAAAUUGCCAGAAGAUUGAGUGCCUGCUCGGCAAAUUCCGAUUUGCAGUUGUUAUCAAGUUGUUCAUCUGAGAUUUGCGUCAUGCAGACGGCUAAAGUCUCAGAUACUCCGUUGGAAUUCAUUGUGGAGUAUCUGUCCAAAGCCAAGGACAUUGUGGACAGUAAUGCCAGUGUCCCAGAAGAGCUGAGGACUUAUCUUCAGAAGGCACUGGACAUCGCCAGUGGCUUAGACAGCUACCUGGAGAGAAUGACCAGCCAGGAGAGUGAUCCUCUAGCUGAGCUCUACAAGAAGACAGUGUGUCAUGACUGGGACAGAGCAUACGAGGAGGGGGCAACUAUGUUUCGUCUCCCAAAGGAAUGCAUCACUGGACACGUGGAAGGCCAGGUUUUGAAGAUGCUUGUGCACAUGUGCAAAGCAAAGAGAAUCCUGGAGAUUGGGAUGUUCACGGGGUAUGGAGCGCUGUCCAUGGCGGAGGCACUGCCAGAUGAUGGUAGAUUAAUUGCCUGUGAACUUGAGGCUUACCUGAAGGAAUUUGUCCAGCCCAUUUUUGACAAGUCCCCGCAUGGCAAGAAGAUUAGUGUGAAAAUUGGGUCUGCAAUGGAUACCCUCCAGGAAUUGUCAGAGACUGAUGACCAGUUUGACAUGGUGUUCAUCGAUGCAGACAAAAGCAACUAUAUCAAUUAUUACAAGUUUAUCCUAGACAACAACCUUCUACGCAUGGAUGGAGUGAUAUGUGUAGAUAACUGUCUGUUCAAAGGAAGAGUCUAUCUACAGGACUCAAAAGAUGAAAACGGUCUGGCCCUACGAGAGUUUAACGAGUUUGUCUCCAAAGAUCCACGUGUGGAGCAGGUGAUGAUUCCCAUAAGAGAUGGCAUCACGAUCAUACGCAGACUUCCCCCCUCACAAGCUUCACUCCAAAAGAACAAGGUGACCGAUGAUGACGUUUUCCGGGGUUUGAGAGGGAAGCCGAUCCUGGAUCGACUACGCUUGGAUGGGAAGGUGGCGUAUGUGACGGGGGCAGGCCAGGGCAUCGGCAGGGCCUUUGCUCACGCUCUGGGGGAGGCCGGGGCCAAGGUAGCCGUGGUGGAUGUGGACCAGGGGAAAGCAGAGGCUGUAGCGGAAGAGCUUACACUAAAAGGGAUCCCGAAUAUGGCCUUCACUGCAGACAUCAGCAAGCCAGAGGAUGUUCAGAAAAUGGUGGAUGCCAUUGUCUCUAAGUGGGCAGCAGUCCACAUAGCAUGCAAUAACGCUGGCAUCAACAUGAACUCGGCCAGCGAAGACACCAGCCUAGAGGAGUGGGACAAAACAUUCAGUGUCAACCUUAGGGGAACUUUCAUAUGUUGCCAGGCUGCAGGUCAGGUUAUGCUGAAGCAGGGCUAUGGGAAGAUCAUAAACACAGCCUCCAUGGCCAGCCUGAUAGUUCCUCACCCUCAGAAGCAGCUGGCCUACAACACGUCCAAGGCAGGCGUGGUGAAACUCACACAGACUCUGGGCACGGAGUGGAUCGACCGAGGGGUCCGCGUCAACUGCAUCUCACCGGGGAUUGUUGACACCCCUCUCAUCCAUUCGGAGAGUCUGAGGCCCCUGGUGCAGCGCUGGCUGUCAGAUAUCCCGGCUGGACGACUGGCUCAUGUGACAGACCUGCAAGCUGCAGUGGUCUACUUGGCAUCUGAUGCCUCUGACUACAUGACAGGGCAUAACUUAGUCAUAGAGGGUGGGCAAAGUCUGUGGUAGAGAAACUUUGCCUUUGUUCUGCCGAGCCAAUCGGAAAGAGAGAGCAAGCGCAUGAGAGAGAGAGAGAGAGAGAGAGAGAGAGAGAGAGAGAUGGCGAAGCACCUUCACCAGCCACAUGGGACCAUUACAGUGUGGCCAGUUAACUGUAUCAGAGGACAACAAACAAAUGCAUUCAGAGGUUGCACUCAAGGUUGUCCUCAGACUGAGCCAUGUACUUCAUGCACAGGGUAGUUUUCAUAUGGGAACUCCGCCAUGGCCAGCUCUGGUGAUUCAUUGAAAGGGACCAUUAGGGAGGCAGUAGUGUGUCUUGACCAGUGUUGCUGUAUCCUGUAGUGUUUUGUCUGGUUUGCUUUGACUGAUACAGGUCUUUGAAAUAAACCGCUCUGUUAUUA